AUGUCUGUGUGUGCAGGUCCCCCCCACCUGAUCAGCAUCCAUACAAAAUCUACUCCAACUGGACCCCCUGGCACACAUGGAUUUCCUACUCAAGGCAACUCUUUGCUGUCGCGUCCAUCUGAAUCUCCUGGACCACCUGGACCUCUUGGUUUUGACAACCCAGUAGCAUCCCCUCCACCUCUAUCUCCUGGUCCUGACAACCCCCUGACAUCCCCUUCAACUGAACUUCCUGGCCCGGAGAACACUCCAGCAUCCCCUCCACCUGGAUCUCCUGGACCUGAUAACGCUCCAUUAUCCCCUCCGCCUGGCCCUCUUGGCCCUUAUAAUCCCCUGACAUCCCCUCCACCUGGAUCUCCUGGACCUGAUAACUCCCCAGCAUCCCCUCCACCUGUAUCACCUGGACCACAUGGAUUUCCUGGUCCUGACAUCCCCCUGACAUCCCCUUCACCUGUACCUCCUGAUUCUGACAACCUCCUGACAUCCCCUUCAGCCGGACUUCCUGGCCCUGAGAACACCCAAGCAUCCCCUCCUCCCGGGCCAGCUGAAUCACCAGAACCUGAGAACACCCCAGCAUCCCCUCCACCUGUAUCACCUGGACCACAUGGAUUUCCUGGUCCUGACAUCCCCCUGACAUCCCCUUCACCUGUACCUCCUGAUUCUGACAACCUCCUGACAUCCCCUUCAGCCGGACUUCCUGGCCCUGAGAACACCCAAGCAUCCCCUCCUCCCGGGCCAGCUGAAUCACCAGAACCUGAGAACACCCCAGCAUCCCCUCCACCUGUAUCACCUGGACCACAUGGAUUUCCUGGUCCUGACAUCCCCCUGACAUCCCCUUCACCUGUACCUCCUGAUUCUGACAACCUCCUGACAUCCCCUUCAGCCGGACUUCCUGGCCCUGAGAACACCCAAGCAUCCCCUCCUCCCGGGCCAGCUGAAUCACCAGAACCUGAGAACACCCCAGCAUCCCCUCCACCUGUAUCACCAGGACCACAUGGAUUUCCUGGUCCUGACAUCCCCCUGACAUCCCCUUCACCUGUACCUCCUGAUUCUGACAACCUCCUUACAUCCCCUUCAACUGGACUUCCUGGCCCGGAGAACACUCCAGCAUCCCCUCCACCUGGAUCUCCUGGACCUGAUAACUCCCCAGCAUCCCCUCCAUCUGGCCCUUUUGGCCCUUAUAAUCCUCUGACAUCCCCUUCAACUGGACUUCCUCACCCUGAGAACACCCCAGCAUCCCCUCCACCUAUAUCACCAGGACCACAUGGAUUUCUUGAUCCUGACAUCCUCCUGACAACCCCUUCACCUGGACCUCCUGGAUUUCCUGGUACUGAAAACCCCUCAGCCUCACCUCUGCCUGGAGUUACUGGCCCUGACAUCCCCUCCACAUGA
Molecule: messenger RNA, 1389 nt
Organism: Scleropages formosus (Asian bonytongue)
Lineage: Eukaryota; Metazoa; Chordata; Actinopteri; Osteoglossiformes; Osteoglossidae
Product: basic proline-rich protein-like
Exons: 1
Coding region: 1-1389 (462 amino acids)
Source: RefSeq, a predicted model, not a curated record